Molecule: messenger RNA, 2124 nt
Organism: Neospora caninum
Lineage: Eukaryota; Apicomplexa; Conoidasida; Eucoccidiorida; Sarcocystidae
Exons: 1
Coding region: 1-2124 (707 amino acids)
Source: RefSeq, a predicted model, not a curated record
AUGUUGGCGGUUGAGGCCUUGGACUCAAACUGUUUUGACCUUCUUACUUCUUUCCUGUAUCUCAAUGAAUUGCCGGUGCUCCGGCUGGUAUGCCGUUCAUUCGCCAGCCGGCUGGGCGAUCCUAAGAUAUUUGCGUUCGAUGUUCGUCAAUCGCAAGCAUUCCUGUUCCCGGGUCAGUGGUACGACGAGCGUGAUGUUUGUUGCACGCGUAUAUCGCCGUGCGAAACGGAAAUAGAACACUGGCAAGGCCAAAGAGUUUUGGAUGAAGGAACAGUGGUUAACGAAAAACAAAGUCAGCUGGCCGCAUGGCCCCAUUGUGGGUCGGAAGCAUCGAGCUGUGCAGCAGCUCUCGGGUCUUCUGAAGAGGCGAAUACCCGGGUCUCAAUCGAACACAGUGACUGUGGCGGUUGGGACCAGGAAGGUGAUUCGGUUUCUGCGAAGCGACGCCGGCAAGCGCCAAGCUUCUUGAACGCGUAUUUGUCUGUUCGUCCGUGUGGCCUAAGACAGCUAUCACUGCACUGGAGCGGGGGAGUUUCGCGGUUCUUGUGCGCUACGUUCAGAAGACUCCUCACCGCCGCAGCACCGACACUGGAGCAUUUGUCGACUUUUGGCUCGUCCUUGGCUAUGUGGAGAUCUGUCUGGCCUCUAGAACUCGCCUUCCCUCGACUAACGCGGUUGGAUAUUACCAACGAUUGUGGGACUUCCCAUGUAAGAUACUACCAAGAUUGUUUGGAUUGGCAUUUCCUUACUCGAUGCGAAUUCCCGGCCUGCAAAGAGCUACGCUGGUUUGAUUCCUUCGAGUGGGAUGACGAUGACGACGAAGUUCUUUGGCACGAAAUCGUGUACCACCAAUUGAAAUUUCUCUUCUCCUUACUGUCCUCCAUGGAUGAACUUCGACGCCUGGCCUUCACAGCUGACUCACGCUACACAAUAACUCAGGUUCUUGUGUACUUUGCCUCACGGCCGUCUUGCGCUGUUGAGGAAUUGGAAAUCGUUCCAGCGAUCCGUAACUGCGAAGCGCUAGACCGUGACUGGCUGCUGCCUGAUACCUUCUUCGGCAAUUCAAUGCUUGACGGGAUGUCGAAGAUUCAAUCUGUGCGCCAGAUUCGUUUUGUCUUGAACGAAUGCGACCUCUGCGAGUUUAUCCAAACAGGCAUUCUUGCCCUCGUGAAACGUAUGUGUCCUAGAGGGGAUCUGUUUCUCGGAGGAACUGUUUGUUUAAACAUGUGCGAGAAGGAAAUAGAAGGAUGGUGUGGUGCUCGGAGUCGUUGUCAUGGGCUGCUCCAAAGAACGUGUUGUGAACAUUCCCUCUAUCAGUGUGCCACUUCAGAUCAAAUUAAGAAGUUCAUUCAGGGUCAAAGUAUUACAGAGUUUAAUUUCAAGGCCAUACGAGGGGACUCUCCAACAUCUGUCACUGUGUCCAUUUCUCGUCCUGGAGUUAGGUACCCCUUGACUCCGGAGUCUACGUCGCCCCAGUGUCCUACGUCCAUUCCUCCGACUGUCUCACUUGAGGUUGCUCGGCCUCUGCCCAGACUCUCUUCUUGCCUCUCCCAGCACAUCCAAGAUAUUACACGACUCAUUCCUGGAAUCUUGUUACGGCUCGAAGGAGACAGACGCUAUAUGGAUCAAAUUGUCAAUCUGCCAGGUUUUUCGCGGAACCUGGUCGGUCUAGAGAUCGGUCUUAGCGGUGGACAACCCAGCGCACCCGCUGAGGAGCUCCUGGCACUCGCUUCCAGAUACGGACGUUGGCAAGCUAGAGUUAUCAGGCUGUAUGAUAUAAGGAAGGGGAGAACGAGUGCCGGUUCGCGGACGAACAGUCAAGGUGCUCUUGGGCGCUUUCUGGAUUCACUGCUGCAUGACGCAUGCCCUAAUGUAUCUGUCAUUGAGUACCGACUAGUUGGACCUGCUUCGUGGCAGAGGGAAUGCGGCGUUCAGCGAGGCAUACCGGCCCUCUCGGAAAAUAUGCUGCCUGGGUUUACGCUCCAUCAGCGGCUAGAUUACCAAGUCGACGGUGGAGCGGAAGCGAUCCGGGUAGGCAGGACAACUGGUCACGUCACAGUUCUCGUCUAUCGCAGAAGUGAGCGCCACGGUGCCAUGUUUGUGAGUCGAAGUUGUUUUUCGUGA